AUGAGCUUUCGUUUGUACCAUGAGCAUGAUCGUCGAUUUGAGAAUGUAUAUAUACGAUCUGGAACUUAUUCUAUUGACCACUCGGAAAAGUAUGAAAACGUUUUGAAGGAUAAGUUGAAUGUAGCUCUCGAUGCUAUGGUCGCUAUUCCUAUUUGCUUUACCUCGAGGCGUUGGAUAAGUUCCGGAAGCAGUCCCAUCAUGUGA
Sclerotinia sclerotiorum 1980 UF-70 is the source of this 204-nucleotide messenger RNA. RefSeq lists its product with no specific name. NCBI's taxonomy places the organism in Eukaryota, Fungi, Ascomycota, Leotiomycetes, Helotiales, Sclerotiniaceae. The record is from RefSeq and is a predicted model, not a curated record. The transcript is spliced from 2 exons. The coding region runs from base 1 to 204 and encodes 67 amino acids.